Messenger RNA from Spinacia oleracea (spinach), 735 nucleotides. Its product is annotated as NEP1-interacting protein 1. NCBI's taxonomy places the organism in Eukaryota, Viridiplantae, Streptophyta, Magnoliopsida, Caryophyllales, Amaranthaceae. The coding region runs from base 170 to 562 and encodes 130 amino acids. The transcript has 4 exons. The record is from RefSeq and is a predicted model, not a curated record.
UUCAUGUGAAGUCAUUAUCCCCAAACUACCAAAUUAGGUCACCUAUCUCUAUACACUCUAAUUAAUACUCUGAUGUUACCACAAUUCUAACACUUAUUAGCAUUUUAAAUUAUCUUGAUUAUUCUUAUGUGGGUGAAUUCCAGAGUUGGAGCUUUUUGUGUUUUUCAUUAUGAUGAUGGUGCAAACAAUAGUUGAAGAUGUUGUUAUGUUCUUGGCAGAUGUGUUGGUAAGCUUUCUAAAUAGAUCGAAAGCGCUAGAAAUGGAGAUGAGGAUUCUUGAGGAAAGCUUUAGUGAAACGUUAGAGGAAGAUAACAACAUGAAUUAUUUACUAGGUGAAAUGUUACAAGGGAUAACGAUGAAUGAUAAUCUAGAAAUCAAAGGAUCUUGUGAUUCUUGUCCCAUAUGUCUCCAGGACAUGGCGGGAGAGCAGAGUGUGCGAUGCUUGGUGCAAUGUCAGCACCAGUUUCAUAAACUUUGCAUAGACAAAUGGCUUGUCCUCAACAAUUCUUGCCCCAUCUGCAGAAGGCAUAACAACAUGCAUGUAUAUGUCCCUAUAAUUUGAUGUGGAAGUUUUGUGAAAGGAUUCUGCAACUAUGAAGUUUUGUUAUUAAUUAAGGUUUCUUGGUUUUGCAUCAAAGAAAAAAAACACAUCAAUAUACAUAAAAUUGCCCUUAUGCUACCCUUGUAAAAUUGCUAGACAUUUUGGAAUGAAGUAAAAUUCCCGCAUUCAAUCAA